AUGUGCGGUGUAUCUGCGCUCCUUUUGGGCGACACAAAAGCCCAGUCGGCCGCCGUCGACCUGCACGAGUCUCUGUACUUUCUUCAGCACCGCGGGCAAGAUGCUGCCGGUAUCGCCGUCUGCCAAGGCGGCAGGGUGUACCAGUGCAAGGGCAACGGCAUGGCCGCCAAGGUGUUUGACGAGGGCCGAAAGACGGCCGACUUGCCGGGCUUCAUGGGCAUCGCCCAUCUGAGAUACCCCACCGCUGGAACUUCAUCGGCGUCCGAAGCCCAGCCUUUCUACGUGAACUCCCCCUUUGGUCUUUCCAUGAGCGUCAACGGAAACCUUGUCAACAGCCCAGACCUCAUCAGCUUCUUGGACCGUGAGGCUCGCCGCCACGUCAACACCGACUCGGAUUCGGAACUGCUACUUAAUGUCUUUGCCCAUGCCCUUUACGAGCUUAACAAGGCCCGAGCAAACGUGGAUGAUGUGUUUACCGCUCUUCGCGAGGUUUAUGCGAGAUGCCGUGGUGCCUUUGCGUGCACGGCGAUGAUCGCAGGGUUUGGUAUCCUGGGGUUCCGUGAUCAGAACGGCAUUCGCCCGCUUUGCCUAGGCUCCCGCCCGUCGGCGACUCUGGAGGGCGCCACAGACUACUUCCUGGCUUCCGAGUCGGUUUCUCUGACACAGUUGGGCUUCAGCAACAUUGUGGACAUUCUUCCCGGGCAGGCUGUGUUCAUCCGCAAGAACGGUGCUCCCGAGUUUCGCCAGAUCGUGGAGAGAGAGUCCUACACCCCAGACAUCUUCGAGUUUGUAUACUUUGCCAGGCCCGAUAGCCACAUUGAUGGAGUGUCGGUACACCGCAGCCGGCAGAACAUGGGCUUGAAGUUGGCCAAGAAGAUGAAGGAGACGCUGAGCGAACAGGCCAUCAAGGAGAUUGACGUCAUAAUUCCGGUUCCUGAGACAAGUAAUACUUCGGCAGCUGUACUGGCUACAGAGCUGAACAAGCCCUUUUCCAACGCUUUCGUCAAGAACCGCUACGUUUACAGGACAUUUAUUCUUCCCGGCCAGCAGGCGCGGCAAAAGAGCGUCCGUCGCAAACUUUCACCGAUCGCAUCUGAGUUCAACGGCAAAGUUGUAUGCCUAGUGGACGAUUCGAUUGUGAGGGGAACUACCUCGCGCGAGAUUGUGCACAUGGCGAGGGAGGCGGGUGCAACCAAGGUUUUUUUCGUUUCAUGUAGUCCCGAAGUGACACAUCCGCACGUCCACGGUAUCGACCUUGCCGACCCGGCUGAGCUUAUCGCUCAUGGAAAGACGAGGGAGGAAGUCGCCUCGCUCAUCGAUGCAGACGAGGUUGUGUACCAGUCUCUCGAUGAUCUCAAGGCUGCAUGUUUUGAUGCAGCCGGGCCCAACAACGAUGUCAAUGAUUUUGAGGUCGGUGUCUUUUGUGGCAAGUACAAAACUGAAAUCCCCGAAGGCUAUUUCGAGCACCUCAGCCGCGUCCAGGGCGCGAAGAAGAAGGCCAAGGCUGUAGCAAAUAUUGCCAGCAGCGGGCCAACAAACGACAGUCGAAACGGACUAAUGAGUCCUGAACAUCGGGAAGACAUUAGUCUUCACAACUUCGCAACCAAACCUUGA
This is a messenger RNA of Pyricularia pennisetigena, 1614 nucleotides long. RefSeq lists its product as uncharacterized. The transcript is spliced from 9 exons. NCBI's taxonomy places the organism in Eukaryota, Fungi, Ascomycota, Sordariomycetes, Magnaporthales, Pyriculariaceae. The record is from RefSeq and is a predicted model, not a curated record. Gene Ontology annotation, biological process: purine nucleotide biosynthetic process; purine nucleobase biosynthetic process. Gene Ontology annotation, cellular component: cytoplasm. Bases 1 to 1614 code for a protein of 537 amino acids. Gene Ontology annotation, molecular function: amidophosphoribosyltransferase activity.